Frieseomelitta varia is the source of this 3408-nucleotide messenger RNA. RefSeq names its product MAP kinase-activating death domain protein-like. NCBI's taxonomy places the organism in Eukaryota, Metazoa, Arthropoda, Insecta, Hymenoptera, Apidae. The record is from RefSeq and is a predicted model, not a curated record. The transcript is spliced from 4 exons. The coding region runs from base 1138 to 1650 and encodes 170 amino acids. Gene Ontology annotation, cellular component: cytosol. Gene Ontology annotation, biological process: regulation of Rab protein signal transduction; regulation of apoptotic process. Gene Ontology annotation, molecular function: guanyl-nucleotide exchange factor activity.
AAAUUUUAUGAAAUCUGUGGAACUCUUAAUACACAUUAGUUAGUUUCUCGAUACAUGUUAAACUUACGUUUCAACUUACAGCUUUCUGGAAAUGUAUUGAUCAUCUUGUAAAUUUUCCAGAAAUAUCAAUACAGUUAGGAUGCAGUAUAUUUAAUUUUAAGAAAGAAACUAUAUUAUUGGCUCCUUCUUUUAUCUACAAACUUCUUUGCUAUUCUUUCAAGACUAAUAAACUCUCAAUGAAUACAAUGAAAACCCAAUUAUUGAUCAAUUGACUGAUAAAAAUCCAAAAUUAUUAAACCGAGUCAAAGACGAGAAAUAAUCUAACUUCUACUGUGAGAUAGAAAAUGUUUGAAAACGUGUGUAACGGUGUAACAAGUUUAAAAGACACUGUUCAACAGCAUGGCACCGCUGUACACGAUGUUUCGAUCCUCCUCGGAUCUCAAACACAAUGAACCUCCCCCUCUUCAACCACUGUCACGCGCAAUCGUCCAACCGGUCGAUCCAUCGAUCGACCGAAUGUUAACUGUGCAUCAUUCAACAAAAAAAAAAAAAAAAAAAAAAAAAAAAAAAAAAACAACCCAAAAAAUUAAAAAAAAAAAAAAAAAAAAAAAGAAAAGAAACAACUCAAAAAUUUAAAAAAAAAGAAAAAAACAACGUGAAAUCAACCGGGCCAAAUCCCAAUUUUCGCGCAUUUCAGAUAUACCAAUGCACAUGUUAUAGCAGAUCUAUCGACGCCGAGCAAUCUCGAUGACAUUUAUACAUUUUUCGAUGAGUUUAGGCCAUCUCCAGAGUUGCCUGCCUGCCGCUGAACCUCUUUAGAAAACAAACAAACAAAAAAAAAGAAAAAAAAAAAGAAGAAAUAUUUUGUUUGCAAAAGUUAAGAAAUUCGCUGUAAUUAGACCGCUGCUCUAUGUGAUAUUUCUGCUUUCUGUAGAGUUUCUUUGAACCGUUCUCUCACUGUUCACCAAGUAAUGUAAUCUCGCUUUUGUUUUGUGCGCCUUGUUCCAGCCGGAAAUGCGAUCAGCCGCGGCCAAUACUCGCGAUUAGGCCCAGCUUGUUCAGGCCCGCUUUCUAUAUCGAAACUCGAGGCCCGCUAAGUGGAUGACUUGGCUUUUAAAUUAGCGGAGAAAAUGAUGCAUGUUUUUUGUAAGACUCGAUCAUAUCCGCAAGUGCUUUACUCAGAAGGAUGGAAUCUUUGUAUUGGAAGAAUUCAAUCCUAAAACUAGACAAGUAAUUCAACGUAAAUAUAAGUCUCAAAUGGCAGAUCAAAUCUGCUACUCGGUCCUCUGUGUGUUCUCUUACUUGGCCGCUGGGUUGGAGCAAACGAAGCAACAACAGCAGCCACAACACCAAUCCCAACCGCAGCUACAGCUACAGCUACAGCAACAGCAGUUGCAACAAGCACAACGUCAACAAUCUCAAUCACAGCAACAAUCCCAAUCACAACAACGUCAGCAAGCACAGCAGCAACGUCAACAGUACCAACAACACCAGCCUAACCAGCAACGUGCACCGUUGCACCAGCAGCAGCAACAGCAGCAACAACGUCAACAGCAACAGCCUCAAGGCCAACAUCAUUCAGGUAGCAACGUCGGCCAACCUAACCAAGGCCAUAGAAACACGCAUCCCGAUUCUCUUCCUAGGCACUGACACAGAGGCAGACACUCGCUCCCAUUUGUGCAUAAUUACAAUAAGUGUGCCCCCUACGCUUGCCUACCUUGGGUGUGAACGCUCGUUUCACUAAUUCGAAUCCAUUUGCAUCCAUCGUCAAGGUGGUAAUUUAUAUAUAACAAAUAUGUACGCGUGUGCAUUCCUUUCGAAUGGAAGUGGAUGAAGAUGAGAAGAUGAUAGGAAUUUUUUUCUUUUUUUUUCUUUUUAGACAAAUAUUAGCACUGAAAAUGAUAAUGGUACUGAUAUUGGUACUAAUUGGCUGAUUCUGACGAAGCUUGAAACAGAGAAUAGAAUUGACAUAUUGUGAAUGACACUCGAGAACUUUGGCUGAAGUUCUGCUGAGAGUACGUAGUAAAUUUGAACUUUGUCGGAAAUUGACGAUUUUGAUUCAAAAAGGAGAUAGUCACUGGGACAAUCACAGUGAGUUAAUUUUGCCACCAGGGACUAAUAAAUUAAACGAUUUUUAAAAAGAAGAGAGAUUCGUUAGAACGAAUUUUAAUCUGUUUCAAAAUUACAUAUUUACUAUCCAAUGACGAGCGAUUCGUGAAAUUCUCUUUAUUUUUAUCCUCUGAAAUCCACAAAUCUCAAAUUCACACACUUCCAUGAUACAAUGGCCGAAAGGAACACUGUACGUUUUACUGUACGCGUUUUUUCGGAUGCAAACGGGAUCGAAACGAGCAGAGAAAUCUAAUCUAAAACGAAUCUAAAUCCAAAGUAUCUUAAAUUUCAAAAUCCUCCAAAAAAAAUAUCCGUUUCCUAUUCGACUUUGAUCUCCGACUAUUAAAGACACAAUUGGUAGUCGUUGCACGCGGUAUAUUAUCAUCCUCCGAUCAUUCUGUGAGAGUCAGUUCUAAGUUUCCUCUGAAACGUGGAAAACCUGUUUCGCAUUCUAUUCGAGAAAAGCAUUCGAUGGAAUCGAACGAGGGUAUUUUGAGAAUGGAAUAAGACUGGAGGGUUGAAACGACGAACACGUUGACUCUAAUGUAUAGAAUCAUCAUUUCCUCUGAUGUCGAGAAUUAUUUUCGAAAUGAAAUAUAACGCAAUACACGCGAAAUCAGAGAGAAGUUUAAAUUUUAUUAGUUAACGAAUUUGUUUAACUUCUUAUUUCGCAAACUGAGACUCACCGUUUCUUUAAUUUCAGCUUAGAAUAUUGUGGGUACGUACACGUACAUUUUAAGAAUAUUUCUGAAAAUAUUGAAGAUUUGGCAUCUUUGAAUUACAAUUUCAAGAGCGCGCAACGAAUUGAUAAAAUAUCAUAGAAAUACAACUGAGUGAACGUAUUCAUCGUGAAUCAAUUGAGCAAAACAAACGUGGAAAAGAAAUUGGCUGAAUAAUUCGACACACAGUCGUGGUAAUUAUUUGCAAAACGGGAGCCGUUGGGUGUUAAAAAUGAUUUGCAAAAUCACUAUCUCAACAGUCCCCGGUCGAGGGACUUGAAAUUGUUAUCGAUGGACGAUGAUAAUAAUGAAAAUAACAGUGGCUAUUGUACAUUCGCAAGCACGGCAUUCGAGUGGUAUUUAAACGAACGAGAUGAAAUAAAAAAUAAAAAAAAAUUGUACCGAGUGAAUUCAACGUUCUUCGACUCACAUUAUUAUUACGAAUCGCGAAGAUAGAUCUAAAGGGAUAAGAAAUAUGUCUCUCUGGCAGUUUCAUUCUUUGAUAUGUCCGUCGUGUGCACGUGUAGAGACAUGAAGUAAUAAAGCUUGCUAUAGUUGCUGGAGGAAGUAUAACGAGAUG